Molecule: messenger RNA, 14071 nt
Organism: Chironomus riparius
Lineage: Eukaryota; Metazoa; Arthropoda; Insecta; Diptera; Chironomidae
Source: the annotation of a GenBank genome assembly
AUUUUGGACUAGGGGCGACCCUAGUCAAAAUCAAUUUUGUCACUUUUUUCUUCGAGGGUUUAUACAAAUUUUUUUUCAUUUUAAUUGCACUUUAUUGCAUUUAUUGACGACAUACUGUCCGGAAAUAAUUCACAUUUUACACUUUUGUAUUUGUAUACAUAUGAAUUAGUAUUAUGUAGGAUCAAACUUCUCUUCUUCAUAUCUAGGUUUCAAAUAAACUAAGGCUCUCGUUUCGAUCUUCUGUAGGCGUUACGUGAUACUUUUCAGGUCCGUUCUAUCAAUAUUCCAUUCGUGGGUAAUCUUGUAGCUCUCGUUCCUAUUUCUCCCGCUACACUUCAAGUUCCUGACCCGUUCCUUAAUCCAACGUUGCCCAAAUGCCCAAUUAUGGCUUGAUCCCGUACAUUAAGCAGUCGAAGUAUCUAAACUUCCGAAAAAGAACAAAUUUGGAAAUGGCUGGAUUCGAACCGACGACCUUCGAGUUACCAUCCCAAAUUUGAGCCAAGCGCCUUACCUAUUCGACCAGCAAGGCACUUAACAAAUGGAUUGAAACUUUGCAUAAAUAUUCUAGUGCUUUAAACAAAUACAAAUAAAACAUCCUAAAUUUUUUUUGAGCAGAGAACCAAGUAGGAAACACAUUUUCAAUUAUGAACUUGGGACAGGUAUAGUCAAAAUCUAGUUUUUCAUUUUUUUCUUCGAGGGUUUAUACAAAUGGAUUAAAACUUUGCAUAAAUAUUCUAGUGCUAAAAGCAAAUACAAAUAAAACAUCAGCAAAGAACCAAGUAGGAAAUAUAUUUUCAAUUUUGGACUAGGGGCGACCCUAGUCAAAAUUAAUUUUGUCACUUUUUUCUUCGAGGGUUUAUUCAAAUGGAUUGAAACUUUGCAUAAAUAUUCUAGUGCUCAAAAUAAAACAUCCUAAAAUUUUUUUGAGCAAAGAACCAAGUAGGAAAUACAUUUUCAAUUUUGAACUAGUGGCGACCCUAGUCAAAAUUAAUUUUGUCACUUUUUUCUUCGAAGGUUUAUCCAAAUGGAUUGAAACUUUGCAUAAAUAUUUUAGUGCUUAGAACAAAUACAAAUAAAACAUCCUAAAAUUUUUUUGAGCAAAGAACCAAGAAGGAAAUACAUUUUCAAUUUUGGACUAGGGGAGACCCUAGUCAAAAUCAAUUUUCUCACUUUUUUCUUCGAGGGUUUAUCCAAAUGGAUUGAAACUUUGCAUAAAUAUUCUAAUGCUUAAAACAAAUACAAAUAAAACAUCUUAAAUUUUUUGAGCAAAGAACCAAGUAGGAAAUAUAUUUUUAAUUUUGGACUAGGGGCGACCCUAGUCAAAAUUAAUUUUGUCACUUUUUUCUUCGAGGGUUUAUCCAAAUGGAUUGAAACUUUGCAUAAAUAUUCUAGUGCUAAAAAUAAAACAUCCUAAAUUUUUUUUGAGCAAAGAACCAAGUAGGAAAUACAUUUUCAAUUUUGGACUAGGGGCGACCCUAGUCAAAAUUAAUUUUGUCACUUUUUUCUUCGAAGGUUUAUCCAAAUGGAUUGAAACUUUGCAUAAAUAUUUUAGUGCUUAAAACAAAUACAAAUAAAACAUCUUAAAUUUUUUGAGCAAAAAACCAAGUAGGAAAUAUAUUUUCAAUUUUGGACUAGGGGCGACCCUAGUCAAAAUCAAUUUUGUCACUUUUUUCCUCGAGGGUUUAUCCAAAUGGAUUGAAACUUUGCAUAAAUAUUCUAGUGCUUUAAACAAAUACAAAUAAAACAUCCUAAAAUUUUUUUGAGCAAAGAACCAAGAAGGAAAUACAUUUUCAAUUUUGGACUAGGGGAGACCCUAGUCAAAAUCAAUUUUGUCACUUUUUUCUUCGAGGGUUUAUCCAAAUGGAUUGAAACUUUGCAUAAAUAUUCUAGUGCUUUAAACAAAUACAAAUAAAACAUCCUAAAAUAUUUUUGAGCAAAGAACCAAGAAGGAAAUACAUUUUCAAUUUUGGACUAGGGGAGACCCUAGUCAAAAUCAAUUUUCUCACUUUUUUCUUCGAGGGUUUAUCCAAAUGGAUUGAAACUUUGCAUAAAUAUUCUAGUGCUUAAAACAAAUACAAAUAAAACAUCUUAAAUUUUUUGAGCAAAGAACCAAGUAGGAAAUAUAUUUUCAAUUUUGGACUAGGGGCGACCCUAGUCAAAAUUAAUUUUGUCACUUUUUUCUUCGAGGGUUUAUCCAAAUGGAUUGAAACUUUGCAUAAAUAUUCUAGUGCUCAAAAUAAAACAUCUUUAAAUUUUUUUGAGCAAAGAACCAAGUAGGAAAUACAUUUUCAAUUUUGGACUAGGGGCGACCCUAGUCAAAAUCAAUUUUGUCACUUUUUUCUUCGAGGGUUUAUCCAAAUGGAUUGAAACUUUGCAUAAAUAUUCUAAUGCUUAAAAAAAAUACAAAUAAAACAUCUUAAAUUUUUUGAGCAAAGAACCAAGUAGGAAAUAUAUUUUCAAUUUUGGACUAGGGGCGACCCUAGUCAAAAUUAAUUUUGUCACUUUUUUCUUCGAGGGUUUAUCCAAAUGGAUUGAAACUUUGCAUAAAUAUUCUAGUGCUCAAAAUAAAACAUCCUAAAAUUUUUUUGAGCAAAGAACCAAGUAGGAAAUACAUUUUCAAUUUUGGACUAGGGGCGACCCUAGUCAAAAUUAAUUUUGUCACUUUUUUCUUCGAAGGUUUAUCCAAAUGGAUUGAAACUUUGCAUAAAUAUUUUAGUGGUUAAAAAAAAUACAAAUAAAACAUCUAAAAAUUUUUGAGCAAAGAACCAAGUAGGAAAUAUAUUUUCAAUUUUGGACUAGGGGCGACCCUAGUCAAAAUCAAUUUUGUCACUUUUUUCUUCGAGGGUUUAUCCAAAUGGAUUGAAACUUUGCAUAAAUAUUCUAGUGCUUUAAACAAAUACAAAUAAAACAUCCUAAAAUUUUUUUGAGCAAAGAACCAAGAAGGAAAUACAUUUUCAAUUUUGGACUAGGGGAGACUCUAGUCAAAAUCAAUUUUGUCACUUUUUUCUUCGAGGGUUUAUCCAAAUGGAUUGAAACUUUGCAUAAAUAUUCUAAUGCUUAAAACAAAUACAAAUAAAACAUCUUAAAUUUUUUUUGAGCAAAGCUCCAAUAAGGAAAUACAUUUUCAAUUUUGGACUAGGGGCGACCCUAGUCAAAAUCAAUUUUCUCACUUUUUUCUUCGAGGGUUUAUCCAAUUACAGUGAAACUUUGUGUGAUCUUGUGCUGUCUUCAGAUGAUCUCUAAGCGCGGCAAUGGGCCCACGUUCGCCCCAGCCAAGGAAGUAAGUAUGAUAAGUGAGUUGGAACAAGGGGGGAGGGGGGGGGGGGGGUUGGAAAAAGUAAUUUUUUUGCGUAACGUAAUAAGUAAACGGCCCCUAGGAAACUUGGGAUUUUUGGGAAUUAAUCCCAAAAAUCCCGAGUGUAUACGCCUUGCCUAGUUAUAUUAAAAAGUUGAUGCAAAAUUAGUACAAAAUAUAAAAAACAACAUUUUCUUAACUAUGUACUAUAAUUUUAUUUUUUUUUUGUCAAGCUCAUUUACCGCAUUCUUCCCAGAACUUGUACUUUCUGUCUAACUUUUUUUGAUUUUCUUUUUCAAGCAUUUCAAGGAUCAGCCAUGUCGGCAUACGACGUUUUUUAUAGUAUUUUGGAGGUGGACUUUCAGUUGCCUUGCUAAUCAUUUCGUUAACAUAAUCCUCAGCUGAGAACUUUUGUGCUACUUUAAUUUGAUUUAACAGGCUAUUAAGGAAACGUUUUUCUUUCUUCCAUUCUCGUCUCUGCUUUGCCUUUGCCCAAACAAACUUCAUCUUCUUCCUUAACUUUCGCAACUUGUGUUUUCUCAUUUUCCUCUUUCUGAUAACUAUUAAACGUGCUGCUUGUUUAAUACUAUCUCUAAUUUUACUUUCAGUUGGAAGUUCAAUAGAUUUAUUAAUGUUGGGAACAUCCUCAAUCACCUUGUUAUUGAUCUGAAUUGGCAUUUCAAUGACUUUAUUGGUUAUUGGUACCUCGAAAAUUUCUUUCUUCCAUAUUGGACGUUGAAUUCCUAUCUCAUUAAUUAACGUUUCAUGACUCUUUUGUGGAUACAGAGGAUAUACAAUUUUAUUCGGUUCAUUUUUGUUGAUUAAUAAAGUUGGAAUAAAAUUUUGUGUUAUUCUCGCUGGAUUUGUCGAAAUGUUAUAUUUUCUGCAUGAAUUUGUUAUUAAUCGUGUACAAAAUGAUAUUCCUGUAAUAUAAUCUUUUUUAGUCUAUAACAUUGUAGCAUAAUUAAGUUUAAAUACCUGUUAUUUGACGAACAAAUAGCAUUUUUAAGGAAGAGUUAAAAAAAUUUUUGACGAAUGUUGUACAAAGUUGUCGUCUCUACUAUUUGAAUAACUUUUGAGCGUUAAUUUUUUUUGUAGCUCAACAUUUCAACAACAACCAACAACAUUUUUUAUAAAUAGUAUCUUUUUAAUAAUUUUAUUUCAUUAAAUGCGUGAUAUGAGUGCAAUUAAUACAAAACGAGUAUGGAUUGUUGUUCUAGGAGAUAUAGGCAGAAGUCCUAGGAUGCAGAAUCAUGUAAAGAGCUUCGCAGAUAAUGGAUAUUUAGUAGAAGUUGUUGGAUAUAUUGAAUCGAGAGUAAAUCAAGAUAUUGCAUCAGAUCCUAGAGUUAAUGUAAAUAAGAUGACAUUAUUUCCGGAUCUUCAGCUGCCACGUCUUGUUAAAUACAUAUUUAAGAUAUUCUGGAUCAUUUUAUCAAUGUUAUCGAUUUUCUUUAGCAUUAAGAAAGCUGACAUUUUGAUGCUUCAAAAUCCACCGGGGAUUCCAUCACUAGCUUUAUGUUACUUUUAUUGUCGAGUCGUUAAAGCUAAAUUUAUUAUUGAUUGGCAUAAUUAUUCAUGGACAAUAAUGGCAUUAGAUUCGUCAUUAAAGAGUCCAGUUGUAAGGUUUGCAAAAGCUAUCGAAUAUUAUUUUGGACGAAAAAGUGACUUGAAUUUCUGUGUCACAGAAGCAAUGAGACAAGAUUUGCUUGAGAAUUAUAAUAUUGAAGCAACAGUACUAUACGAUCGCCCACCUGAGAUAUUUCAGUCAAUUGCUGUUGAUAAGAAGCAUAAUAUAUUUCAGAAACUUGCAAAAAUAUAUCCUGAAUUUCGAUCAUUAGACAAGUAUGAUGAAGUGACAGCAUUUACUAUUAAAAAUGACAAAGGCGAAAUAAAAUUGAGAGACGACAGACCAGGACUGAUUGUUUCAAGUACAAGCUGGACGUCUGAUGAAGAUUUUCAAAUUCUAUUAGAUGCUCUCAUUGAAUACGAUAAAAUAGCAAUAAGUGACGAUGUAAAUUAUCCAAAAUUAAUUUGCGUAAUUACUGGUAAAGGACCACAAAAGGCUAUGUAUCAGCAGAAAAUUCUUGAGCAUAGAUUAAAAUUUGUCAAAAUUCUAACUCCUUGGCUUGAAAAUGAAGAUUAUCCACUAAUGCUUGCGUCUGCUGAUCUAGGUGUUUGCUUGCACUACAGUUCUAGUGGUCUUGAUUUGCCUAUGAAAGUCGUCGAUAUGUUUGGUUGUGGACUUCCUGUUUGCGCAAUGAAUUUUAAAUGGAUCAAUUUCAUUUAUCGCUCGCUUAGACCGAUAAUAAUAAAUUCCACAAAACUUAAUUAUUCAGUAUUAAGUGGAAAAAAUCAGUGGAAUCGCUGUGGAAAUUUAAAGUAUAAACAACAACUUUUAGAAGCUCAGUUACAGCGAUAUAAUUAUCCUCAAAUUACUCGUAAUUAUGGAAUGCUUGUAGGCAGGAUAUUAAGAGGAGCUUUGAAAUUACGCUACUUAUUACUCGGUGGAGCUGUUGGAGGAACUGUUACUCUUAAUAAUAAAUAUGAGCAAUGGCGAGACGGACUUCCAGAUAUGAAAUGGUUAAACGAAGUAUUUCCAGACAAUGAUCAAUGGCAAAAAUUUUCGACGUCUCUUGUUAACGUAACGGAAUCGCUCAAAAAUUCUAUCGAAAUAGAUCCAAGACUUAAAAAAUUGAGUGAAGACAAGAUGAAUGAGUGGAAAAAGUGGUUUGACAGUCGACUGGAUAAUGCCAUAGAGAUGACUGAGAUUGAGACACAACUCGAAAAUGCCGAAAGACACCAUGCGAUGCUGGUGAUACUCUUUAAAUUUCUUGAAGAUUUAAAGACGGAUUUGGUGAAUUCAUCGAAAGUCGUAGCCAAGGAAAUGAAUUAUGAUGAGCAUAAAAGGAAAAACAAUUUACUUCAAAAACAAAUUGAUCAAUUGCAAACAGAGAUCAUGACUGUUCAAAUUAAGUAUCAAAAGGAGCUCGAGAAAUUAGAGAAAGAAAAUCGCGAUUUACGUCAGCAAUAUUUGUUAAUGAAAAACAAUAGAAAAAUUCCGAAUAAAAAGAUUAAGAAAUCAUUGAUUGAUAUGUAUUCGGAAGUUCUAGAUGAGUUGUCAGGAUACGAUACAAGCUAUUCUACUGCAGAUCAUUUACCAAGAGUUGUCGUUGUAGGCGAUCAAAGUAGUGGCAAGACAUCAGUUUUAGAAUCAAUAGCCCAAGCUCGAAUUUUCCCAAGAGGAAGUGGAGAAAUGAUGACAAGAGCUCCUGUUAAAGUGACACUAUCUGAGGGACCGUAUCAUAUUGCCAUGUUUCGUGAUUCAAAUCGAGAAUUUGAUUUGACAAAAGAGAGUGAUUUGUCUGAACUGAGACGAGAAGUUGAAAUACGAAUGAGAAACUCGAUAAGAGGCGGUAAAACAGUUAGUAAUGAGGUCAUUUCGAUGACUGUAAGAGGACCAGGAUUACAAAGAAUGGUUCUUGUUGAUUUACCCGGUAUUAUUUCAACUCAAACCGUUGAUAUGGCUGCAGAUACAAAAGAUUCAAUAACAAUGAUGACUAAACAUUAUAUGAGUAAUCCAAAUGCAAUCAUAUUAUGUAUUCAAGACGGUUCCGUUGAUGCAGAACGUUCGGCUGUCACUGACAUAGUCAGUCAAUGCGAUCCGCUUGGAAAAAGAACAAUAUUUGUUUUAACAAAAGUAGAUAUGGCUGAAAAUCUAGCAGAUCCAGAUAGAAUUCGUAGAAUUUUAAGUGGAAAACUGUUUCCAAUGAAAGCCUUGGGUUAUUUUGCAGUUGUAACUGGACGUGGUCGAAAGGAUGAUUCUAUAGACAUUAUUCGCGAUUAUGAAGAAAACUUUUUUAAAAAUUCAAAGCUUUUUCAGAGUGGCGUAACAAUGUCCCAUCAGUGUACAUCGAGAAAUUUGAGCUUGGCAGUAGCUGAUCGAUUCUGGAAGAUGGUAAGAGAGACAAUUGAGCAACAAGCUGAUGCAUUCAAGGCUACAAGAUUUAAUCUUGAAACAGAAUGGAAAAAUAACUACCCUAGAAUCCGAGAAUUAGGACGUGAUGAAUUGUAUGAAAAGGCUAGAGGCGAAGUACUUGAUGAAGUUGUUAAUUUAUCUCAAAUUAGUCCAAAGAAAUGGGAAGAGUUGUUGAACAAAAAGUUGUGGGAAAAAAUAUCAAAUUAUGUUUUUGAAAACAUUUACUUACCAGCAGCUCAAUCUGGCUCACAAAAUUCAUUUAAUACAAUGGUUGAUAUUAAACUUCGACAAUGGGCAGAAGAUGUCUUACCAGCAAAAAGCGUAGAAAGUGGAUGGGAGACAUUACAAGAAGAAUUUUUUAAUCUUAAUGAAAAAGCUAAGAAAAAUCCAGAUCAUGAUGACAUUUUUGAUCAUUUGAAAACAGCCGUAAUCGAUGAAGCUAUGCGAAAACAUUCUUGGGAAGAUAAAGCAAUGGAUAUGCUUCGCGUAAUUCAACUAAACACAUUAGAGGAUAGAAAUGUGCAUGACAAAACCGAGUGGGAUCAAGCUGUUAAAUUUUUAGAGGGCUCUGUUAAGGAUAAACUUCAUAACACCCAGGAGACAAUUCAUGAAAUGUUUGGACCGGGACGUAAAUAUUUCUGGAAAUCGUGGACUGACGAACAGAAGAGGAGACGUUAUGUUAAAAGCGAGCUCGAUAAGAUAUUAUCAAGCGAUAAAAAGCAUCCACCAAUUUUGACUUAUGAUGAAUUAACAACUGUACGAAAAAAUCUUCAAAGGAGUAACGUUGAAGUUGAAACAGACUAUAUUAGAGAGACUUGGUAUCCUAUUUAUCGAGAGCAUUUUCUUAAUCGUGCAUUGUCACGCGUUUAUGAUCUAAGAAAAGCCUAUUAUUACUAUAGCACAAACCAACAUGAAACUUUCGACAUUAACGUAAGCGAUGUGGUUCUUUUCUGGAGAAUUCAACAAGUUAUUAAAGUCACUGCCAAUGCUUUACGCCAGCAAAUUGUCAAUCGUGAAGCAAGACGUGUUGACAAAGAAAUCAAAGAAGUUUUAGAUGACUUUGGUGAAGAUGAAGAUAAAAAAAUUCAACUUUUAACGGGUAAAAGAGUGUUAUUAGCUGAAGAAUUAAUUCGCGUGCGACACAUUCAAGAGAAAUUAGAGGAAUUUAUUAAUGCAUUGAACGCUGAAAAGUGAAUUGAAUAAUUUUUGUGAAAGAUUGAUGAAAUUUUGUUGUAAAUUUAUUAACCCAUUAAAAAAAUAAAAGCUUAAUAUACGAAUAAAUCGAAGUCAAUUAGGUACAUUAAGUUGAGUUUUAGAUCCAAUUUUCAGUAAUUUAAUCUCUUUAAAAUAUUUUUUUGUGAUUUAAUCACAUUAUUGUAGCAAAUCCAUGAAACUUUUCAAUUCCUAGCUGAUUUAUCAACUAAGUCCUUCUCAAAAGCUAAUGCCAGUAAAUUUAUUAAUAAAUUCAAAGAAAUGUUUGUAAAAAUUGUAAUACUAUUAACCUGGAAGGUGAAUGUAGAAACUGCUAGUAUCUAGUUCUAGAGUUAAAGUUAAUAAUACAAGUAGGGUAAACCAUGUUGAAAUUUGUGCAAUGUUGAAAUUUUGUGCGCUCAAAUUAAAUGCAAAUCAUCAUUAAUAAGCCAUUUAAAAAACAUAAUUUUACCAAAUUUUUAAGGUAUUGUUUAAUUUUAACUUUUAAUCUAUACACUUCACUAUCUAUCUGUAUGAAAUUUAAAAAUUUGCAGGAGGUUCUUGCUUUAUGAAUAUUUUACUGUUUAAUAAGCUCAGUCAAAAUUAAUUAAGUUGAAUCUUAUAUCUUGCAUGCAUCUUAAGAAAUAAAUUAAAAACAGUCAGCUGAGUAGUUCUUAUUUGGUUUUAAUUUGAUUCAGAUAUUUAACUUGCCACAAAUCGCGAAUUAAGUUCCAAAAAAUUGUAAACAAAAUGUUUGUUUACAUUUGAGAAUUAAAAUGAAAACUCCAACAAAUUGUGAUCUUUUAAGUUUAUAAUCAGAUUUUCAUAAUCAGCCAUUAAAAAGUUACAUGCAAAUCAAAUCUUCAUGUGCAAAAACACACAAAUUUCAACAUGGUUUACCCUAUAUACGUGUACAAUAAUAAAACAGUUUUCAUUCAAAACUUUUGGUUUCAAUAAUGCGAAACUUAUACAAAUAUAGAAGUACUUAUCUUGAUUGAAGAUUAUUGUGGUAAUGUCCUUUAAACAAAUGACUUAACUUAAUUUGAUUGAUUCUGAUAAUUUUUCAUUGUAAAUUUACAAACAUACUUAGAGAUUUUUCUUUCUUUAUUACUAAUGUGUCUUGAAGCGGAUUUAAGUGCGCUAUUUUGCGAACGAGCUUUAAAUUGAAAUAUCAGAAAUAUGUUUUCUUAAUUCAACUUUAUUUCUUUAGCUAGGGUUUACACUAAGCUUUCUCGAUUUCUCGGUCUCGACAAAUUCUCGAGACCGAGACCGAGACCGAGACUUCCCGGGAAUUCCCGGGAAGUCUCGACUUUAAAAACUACUUAAAAUUUCGCUGAAAGUAAUUAAAAAACACUUAGAACAUGUAGAUUACGUCUAUUUGUUAUUGAACUUCUGGAUAUAUUCCUUGUUAUGCGAUCAGUCAAACUAAUUUUAUUGUCUUAAUACUAUUAUAAAAUAUAAAAGAAAUACGAAAUACGUAAUGAUAAAAGAAAAGCAUAAUGAUAAGAAAGUGUGUCCCUAUUAAAACUAUUCUGGGUUUUGGAAAUGACUUUUCACAAAAACGAUAGCAUUUAAGUUUUUGUUAAGCAAUCGCUUCCUUUGCUUGGUCAAAACAUUAUUGCUGAUUGAAAAAUUACGUUCACUCUGGGUAGAUGUUGGUUGAAUGCUUAGCAGUGCAUUAUACAGCUGAUUUAAUUUUUAGUGAUAUUAAACCAUUAGGAAGCUCAAUAAUUUGCACCCGAAAAAUCCCAUACAAAAAGAGAAAAAAUCCCAUACCUCCGAAGAGAUUGAAGCAAAUGAAAAUUUCAUGUGUGAAAAUGCGCAAAUUUCAAGGUCAUUUACCCUAACUGUAAGAUUAACUACAAACUGUGAUGGGAAAAAUUCUAAAAUUAUCAUUUUUACUUAAAUUUUUUUCUUCUCUAGUCUCGGGUCUCGGUCUCGGAAAAUUCUCGAGACCAAGACGAGAUCGAGACCGAGACUUCCCGGAAAGUCUCGGUCUCGAUUUCGUCAUCGGGAAAGCAUAGUUUACACUAAUAGUGGGAUAUAAAUUUAUGUAUUAGUUCAGUAUUAGUUAAAAUUAAACUUACAAUAUUUGCUGUUUGCGUCCGUCUUCAAUGACGUGUAAAAUAUAAGAGGCAUGUAUCAAUUUAAAGGGGACUUUUUUUAUCAAGUAACAUUUCUAUGUGAGUUUGAAUUUUAGUACUUAUCAGAAAGGCCAAAUUGAUUAUUGAUCGUUUGUGAUUAAAAUGAUAGAGCAACAAACUUUAAAUAAUUUGCAGGUUUUCAAAAUAUAAAUACUUACUAUGAAGUCUCUAAAUAGAUCAGAGUUGCGAAAUAGGUAAAAAUGACUAAUGAAGCAACUCUAAAAUAAAUUUUUAACUAAAGGUAAACAAAGUAUCCUUAGUCAUUUUUUCAUGAGAAAAAGUGAUGUUAGAGCUAGACAAAUGAAAUAUGCGAAUGACCUUGCAAUACCUGAUUAUUUAAAAAAGAAUGCUACAAUGAAACAAACUGCAGAAAGGAUCAAAGCAAUGGCGAUCGUCCAACUUUAAGUUACCUAGAAAGUAAAUAAAAAUACUUAAACUAGUGUAUCGGGUAGAAACCCAAUGCGGAUUAUAUUCACACCGUUCCAUCAAAAGUCUUAUGGAUAGACCAAGAUUUGCCCAGUAUGAAGGUAUGAAGCUAAGUUUGGAGAUUGAAGCUAGCGAAACAGCUCAUCAUAAGUUUGAAGGUUUAAAGCUUAACGAACAUUCUUUAUAAGUUUUUUAAAUUUUUUUUUUCGUCCAAAGUUUAAUUAUAUAAAAAUCACAGUGAACUUUUGUUUUAAAAAUUCUUAAGAAAGGAAAGUUUUUUGCUUUUUCUGAAGCAACGGCUGUUCCUACCUUGCACAAAAAUAAUACAGUUCUUCUAUAGAGCAGCACGGAUCAAAUGUAAAAAACUAGAAUUCUCUACGAUGUCUCGUUAUUGAGAUUUCUUGCUGGUUAACUUGCUUGCUUACAGAACGCGUAUUUUGCGAAAAUGACGUAAAAUUUCGGGCACAAACUUUUCUUCUGGGAACUUUUAUAACCAAUUUUGCUUCGUUUUCUCACAAAAUGCAAAAAACUGAUUUUUCAAUCUGAACAAAACCAAUAGAUUCACAUGUGAAAACGGUGUGAAUAUAAAAAAUUAUAAAAUCAUCAAUUCAAGUCAUCAUUCAUAACUCUUCUUCAUUUAUUUAAAUAUUUUUUCAUAAAAAUUUGGUCCACACAUUAAUGUUUCUCAUAGUUACAUCAAAUUGUUACUUUUUUACAAUAAUUUCUAUAACGUUAUGAAGAUAUGUUUUGCAUUUUUCUAACGUUUUCUUUUUUUUUCUCUUGAAAAAGUGUCGAUAAUAGUGCAUUUUUACUUAAUAUUUAAAAGGAUAUUUAUAGAUCUCAUUAAAAAUUAGUGACAAAUGUAUCAAUAGUAUUUAAAAUUGACAUUUCAACCAUUCAGAAAAAUAAAGAUGUCAAGAAAAGGAGGAUUUAUUUUGAAAGUUCUUCGCAUAAUACAAUAAUUAGAUGAAUUGUGUUGUGUUAUUUAAGUAGCACUUUUGUGUUAAUUUUAUAAAAUUGCUUCUCCGGUUCAUAUAAUAAGAUUUAUUUUCAUUGUUUACAUAUAAAGUUAAUUAUCGCACCGCGAAUAAUUUAUAAAUUUUUUUCUUUCAUGUUAUGAUACUCGACCCACUUUAUAAUAUGUUCCAUUUAUGCUCUUUCGUUCCUGAAUUUCUACUAGGCUACGAAUGAAACCAAUAAUAUAUUUUAAAAAACUCUUGUAUUGUGAAAUUUUCAAGUUUUUUGAAGGAAGUUGUAUUAUCGUCAUUUAAACACAAAAAAUUAAUAAUCUUUGAUUCGAACACUUUGAUAUCUCAGGUUAAAUUUUGGUUCCAGUCUCGGAAAUUUAAAAAACCGAGAAAUCGAGAAGGCCGAAUUUCCAAUAGGGUAAACCAUGUUGAAAUUUGUGCAAUAUUGAAAUUUGUGCGCUCAAAUUAAAUGCAAAUCAUCAUUAAUAAGCCAUUUAUACUGAACAUUUGUAUGCAGUUCUAUGUAAAAUAGAUGUCCAAAUGUUUCUACCACAUUUAAGAUGGUCUUGAAACCUUAGGCAACUCUAAAUUUGAAAAAAUCAAAACCCCAUACAAAAUUUAAAUUUUUAUCUUUUAAAUUUUUUUGGACAUAACAAAUGCUUCUAAUUAGCAUAAAAUUGAUGAAAUAUCGAAUUUGAAUAUUGUUUAAUCAUUUAAAAAUGUUUCUGGUCAUAAAACGCCAUUGGAAGUGCUCUAAUAAUUGAUUUUAAAAUCACAGGUUUUUAAAUGUUGAAAUUUGUGUAAAAUAUUUUGACAAAUGUUAAACUUUGUGCGAUUUUCAUCGUAGCAAGCAAUAACACAUUUUGUCAACAAUAAAUAUUAUUUAUGCAUGAAAUUCAUGUUUUUAGAAGUACAAAUGAGAAAUAACAUGAUUGGAACUCCUCAAAGUUAAAAACCAAAAGUUAAAAAAAUGCGUCUCGUUCAAAACUGUAGAAAAUUUUAUGAAAAACUUCGAAACCUUCAAAAAAAUUAUUAAUCUCUCCAAAGCAUUCUUAUGUAUAUCCUCUUUUUAUUUCAAUUCAAGAUCAUUUUUAAAAAACAUGAUUUUACCAAAUUUUUAAGGUAUUGUUUAAUUUUAACUUUUAAUCUAUACACUUCACUAUCUAUCUGUAUGAAAUUUAAAAAUUUGCAGGAGGUUCUUGCUUUAUGAAUAUUUUACUGUUUAAUAAGCUCAGUCAAAAUUAAUUAAGUUGAAUCUUAUAUCUUGCAUGCAUCUUAAGAAAUAAAUUAAAAACAGUCAGCUGAGUAGUUCUUAUUUGGUUUUAAUUUGAUUCAGAUAUUUUUCUUGCCACAAAUCGCGAAUUAAGUUCCAAAAAAUUGUAAACAAAAUGUUUGUUUACAUUUGAGAAUUAAAAUGAAAACUCCAACAAAUUGUGAUCUUUUAAGUUUAUAAUCAGAUUUUCAUAAUCAGCCAUUAAAAAGUUACAUGCAAAUCAAAUCUUCAUGUGCAAAAACACACAAAUUUCAACAUGGUUUACCCUAGCUAAUUUUCAUCUCGCUUAUCUUUACAUUUAUGUACUUUUCGUUCGUUAUCUCGGCAAGGUUAAAUAAUUAACGAUUUUUUGAUUCAAUACAGUGUAGCCUGUGGAAAUUUUUUUUUUCCUAAAAUUUGUAAAAUGCAAACAUAUAAUGAAUUUAGAUAAUUUUAGAAGUUUUUUUUAAAGUGUAUAUAUUAGUAUAUUUUGUUAUAAGAUUUGUAAUAACUUGCUAGGUUGUUGCUUGCUUGUUGAGGUUCUUCGAUCAAUAAUACAAUGGGUUUUUGUUAUUAUUUCUCUUCAUAAAACUCAAAAAGUAGAUUCCUUUCAAAAAGGAAAAGGGAUGGACGAUUUUAGUGAACUGCGUCAAUAUCUCGUUGUGCACGAGAUAUUUUCAGUUUAUCUUUUGGAGUGUUGUUUUCGCCUGAUUCAAGUGCAAACAUUUUCAUCUUUUCUUUAAAAGACAAUUUUUCGGGGACUGGUUGUUCCGUUUUGUUUUGUUGCUGCUCGGCUAAACGUCUUUGACGUGGAUCACU